CUCCUCCUAAAUUGCAGGCUACGAUUCAAGUGUGCACUAGAAAAGAACAUGAUAAGAGGGAUGUGAGGAGAGUGAACAUUGGAACUAAAACCUUACAGGCACAUUACGGAUUUUGGAAUGGAAAAACUGAAGUUAUUUUGAACAGUGGCAGCCGCAGGUGGAGUCUGUGUUUUUGUUGUUGUUUUUUCCUCACAAUGUGUGAGAGAUGGAUGUGGGUCGGUUGUCAUUCUUUUUUUGCUACGGAUACAAGGACUGGCAAGUUAUCAGCAUGAAUUACCGAGGGCAAAACAACUGAUAUAAAUGAUAAAUUUGACUUUGGAGAGAGGACCAUGGCGAAAUGGAAGGGAUUUGCACUGCUGUACUUUAUAGCAGAGUUCUGGCUCACUUCACAGCAGGUCUUGAGAAUCGGCGGCAUCUUUGAGACGCUUGAGAAUGAGCCCAUUAGUGUUGAAGAACUGGCCUUUAAAUUUGCUGUAAUCAACAUAAACAGGAACCGGACCUUAAUGCCAAACACCACACUGACCUAUGACAUCCAGAGAAUAAACAUUUUUGACAGUUUUGAGGCCUCAAGAAGAGCCUGCGACCAGCUGGCUUUGGGCGUUGGCGCGGUCUUUGGCCCGUCUCACAGUUCCUCCGUCAGUGCGGUGCAGUCCAUUUGCAACGCCCUGGAGGUCCCUCACAUCCAGACACGCUGGAAACACCCCUCAGUGGACAACAGAGACAGCUUCUACAUCAACCUCUACCCGGAAUACACCUCCAUAAGCCGAGCUGUGCUGGAGAUAGUGCAGUACUACAAGUGGAAGGCGGUCACUGUUGUGUACGAAGAUGCAACUGGACUGAUACGUUUGCAAGAGCUGAUCAAAGCUCCAUCCAGAUACAGCAUUAAAAUCAAGAUCCGCCAGCUGCCAACAGGAAGUAAAGAUGCCCGUCCUCUGUUAAAGGAGAUGAAGAAGGGAAAGGAGUUCUUUGUCAUCUUUGACUGCUCCUACCAAACAUCGGCCGAUGUUCUGAAGCAGAUCUUGUCCAUGGGGAUGAUGACUGAAUAUUACCACUUCUUCUUCACCACGCUGGACCUGUUCUCCCUGGACUUGGAGCCGUACCGCUACAGCGGCGUCAACAUGACGGGGUUCAGACUGCUCAACAUAGACAAUCCGCAGGUGGCCUCGGUGGUAGAGAGGUGGGCCAUGGAGCGACUGCAGGCUCCCUCCAAAGCAGAGACCGGAUUGAUGGAGGGGAUGAUGACAACAGAAGCAGCUCUGAUGUACGAUGCCGUCUACAUGGUGGCUGCCGCCUCGCAACGGGCCUCCCAAAUCACCGUCAGCUCCCUUCAGUGCCACCGCCAUAAACCCUGGCGCUUCGGAUCACGCUUCAUUAGCAUGCUCAAAGACGCACAAUGGAACGGCUUGACAGGACAAAUAGUCAUAAACAAGACAGACGGCCUGCGGAAAGAAUUCGAUUUAGACGUCAUCAGCCUGAAGGAAGAUGGCCUGGAGAAGACAAUCGCGGGCAGCAACCGCCUGAAUAAAGUGUGGAAAAAGAUUGGCGUGUGGAACUCACAAACAGGCCUUAAUUUAACAGAAAGCAACAAGGACUUAUCCACAAAUGUGACCGACUCAAUGGCCAACAGAACCCUCAUUGUGACAACUAUUCUGGAAAAUCCCUAUGUCAUGUAUAAGAAAUCUGAUAAGCCCUUGUACGGAAAUGAUCGCUUUGAGGGCUACUGUCUCGACCUCCUCAAAGAGCUCUCCAACAUUCUGGGCUUCUCGUAUGAGGUCAAGCUAGUGACCGAUGGCAAAUAUGGAGCUCAGAAUGACAAGGGGGAGUGGAAUGGCAUGGUGCGAGAACUGAUUGACCACGUGGCUGACCUCGCCGUGGCCCCACUCACCAUCACAUAUGUGAGGGAAAAGGUGAUAGACUUCUCCAAGCCCUUCAUGACGCUGGGGAUCAGCAUCCUUUACCACAAACCCAAUGGCACCAAUCCGGGAGUGUUCUCCUUCCUCAACCCGCUGUCUCCGGAUAUCUGGAUGUAUGUGCUGCUGGCGUGCCUCGGUGUCAGCUGCGUGCUCUUUGUUAUUGCCAGGUUCACUCCGUAUGAGUGGUACAACCCUCACCCCUGCAACCCAGACUCCGAUGUGGUUGAAAACAACUUCACUCUGAUAAACAGUGUCUGGUUUGGAGUUGGAGCACUUAUGCAGCAAGGAUCCGAACUGAUGCCUAAAGCGCUCUCCACAAGGAUAGUUGGUGGAAUAUGGUGGUUCUUUACCUUGAUCAUCAUCUCCUCUUACACUGCCAACCUGGCUGCCUUCCUCACUGUGGAGAGAAUGGACUCACCAAUCGACUCUGCAGAUGAUUUGGCCAAGCAAACCAAAAUAGAGUACGGCGCUGUAAGGGACGGCUCCACCAUGACCUUUUUUAAGAAAUCCAAGAUCUCAACUUACGAGAAAAUGUGGGCUUUCAUGAGCAGUAGAAAAAACACAGCUUUGGUCAAAAACAACCGGGAGGGGAUUCAGAGGGUCCUCACCACAGACUACGCUCUUCUGAUGGAGUCAACCAGCAUCGAGUACAUCAGCCAGCGUAACUGCAAUCUCACGCAGAUUGGAGGCUUGAUAGACUCAAAGGGCUACGGAGUGGGAACCCCGAUUGGCUCCCCUUACAGAGACAAGAUCACCAUUGCCAUCUUGCAGCUUCAGGAGGAAGGAAAGCUGCACAUGAUGAAGGAGAAAUGGUGGAGAGGGAACGGCUGCCCGGAGGAGGACAGCAAAGAGGCCAGCGCUCUGGGAGUGGAGAACAUAGGGGGGAUCUUCAUCGUCCUGGCGGCUGGAUUGGUCCUCUCAGUGUUUGUUGCCAUCGGAGAGUUUAUUUACAAAUCCAGGAAGAACUUGGACAUUGAGGAGGUGAGUGUUGGUCAGUGCGAAUGGCACAACAAGUAUUAAUUCGCCGGGGGACUCAACUGAGGGCUGUCAGGAGCCGUAGUUCACAUUCCUGCUGUCAGUGUCGUCUUCAGAGGACUACAGGUGUCACUGGGCCAACAACACUCUCAAUAUGGUGGACGCAUUGUAACAAUCAAAACAGAAAUAGUUUUUGACGUAAAGUUAUAGUGUUUUUGUUGUUUUGAACAAUGAACUAUUUAGUCUUAAUUGGAGGUAUACAUUUUAAACCCUUUUCAUGAUGACAGAUGGUUGUUGACAUCUUGACACUUGGCCUUGCUGUGUUUUUGCAAAGAAUUGGAUCCUCGUCUUGUGCGACAAAAAGGGAAGACAGUGUCAUACCAUGCGGGUAAGUAAUGGUAAGUGUAUCUUUUGAGGCAUAUUUGCCAUGAUCAUUUCAACAACUGCAGACGUUCGAAAGUAUUCUGUUAUAAAAUGAUUGCAAUUUUCAUAUUUAUAGCGCACAGAAACUUUGAGAUGAAAGUACUUCCGACACCUUUUGUAUGUACUUGUGUAUUUAAAUAACAGAAGGGUCGUUGUUCCACUUUGCUUAUCAACGAGUUUCCACAAAGUCGCUUGACACUCAGGCCAUCCGUUGCUAACUGUCUAUACUUUUUUUUGUUGCUUUUGUAUCAUGUGAAGUUCAUAAACAUGCAUGUAUAUGUUUUGUCAGGUUGGAAUUGUUUCAUUAUGACUAAAGUUACUGUAUGCGAGAACAUUACAUUAACUUUUUAUUUCUG
Gasterosteus aculeatus aculeatus (three-spined stickleback) is the source of this 3667-nucleotide messenger RNA. Its product is annotated as glutamate receptor ionotropic, kainate 1. The record is from RefSeq and is a predicted model, not a curated record. Lineage: Eukaryota; Metazoa; Chordata; Actinopteri; Perciformes; Gasterosteidae. Gene Ontology annotation, molecular function: signaling receptor activity; ligand-gated monoatomic ion channel activity. Gene Ontology annotation, biological process: monoatomic ion transport. Gene Ontology annotation, cellular component: membrane.